AUGAAUUCUAUUCGCCAAGUUCAGGCGCUCAAUAAGCGCGAGCUUGAGCAUGCGAUACCCCCAGAGGCAUCAUGGCAUGCAGACUACCGCGAUACAGCUUAUAUCUACAUCGGAGGGCUUCCAUUUGAUCUAUCCGAAGGUGACAUUAUAGCGAUUUUCUCACAGUAUGGAGAACCGGUGCACGUCAAUCUAGUCCGCGACAAGGAAACAGGCAAGAGCAAGGGAUUUGCCUUUCUGAAAUACGAGGACCAGCGCAGCACAGAUCUUGCUGUGGAUAACCUCGGUGGUGCAAGUGUCAUGGGCCGUUUGCUUCGAGUGGAUCAUGCGCGUUACAAGCGGAAGGAUGACGAGGAAGAGCAAGACAAUGUCGCCAAAUUGAUGGGAGAUCCGGCUAUCAGCGAGAACAAGGGCAAGGAGGACGACCGGAGAACGAUCACCAAAAUAGAAGAGAAGCGACCGGUGUUGAAAGAGGAGAAGGAGCUGGAAGAAUUGAUUCGGAACCACGACGAGGAAGACCCGAUGAAGGAAUUCCUUAUCGAGGAGAAGAAAGAAGAAGUCGCUGCUGCUAUCCAGUUGUGGAACAGCACCAAGAAGUCGUCUCGGCGACGUGACGACAGCCGAGAACGAUCAAGCCGGCACCACCGCCGACACCGCUCUCGUUCUCCUCGGAAAAGCGAUCUCGCUGCAGGUCAUCUGAAAGAGCAAAACCUAGAAGGGACCGAUCACCGAAGAGAUCGCGGUCGCCUGAGUCCCGAAGAUACCGAAGUGAUCGGGAUAGACAUGAUCGCCGCCAUUGAAGGAAUGUAUGAGAUAUCGUCAUAA
Penicillium vulpinum is the source of this 822-nucleotide messenger RNA. Its product is annotated as IST3 family RNA-binding protein. Gene Ontology annotation, biological process: mRNA splicing, via spliceosome. Gene Ontology annotation, molecular function: RNA binding. The record is from RefSeq and is a predicted model, not a curated record. The transcript is spliced from 3 exons. Gene Ontology annotation, cellular component: precatalytic spliceosome; catalytic step 2 spliceosome; U2 snRNP. The coding region runs from base 1 to 822 and encodes 273 amino acids. NCBI's taxonomy places the organism in Eukaryota, Fungi, Ascomycota, Eurotiomycetes, Eurotiales, Aspergillaceae.